Messenger RNA from Mus musculus (house mouse), 2046 nucleotides. It is a transcript of the gene Lrrc43, whose product is annotated as leucine rich repeat containing 43. The transcript has 12 exons. The coding region runs from base 6 to 2009 and encodes 667 amino acids. Lineage: Eukaryota; Metazoa; Chordata; Mammalia; Rodentia; Muridae. The record is from RefSeq and is marked validated.
ACAGCAUGGAGACCAGCGAGUCCAGCACUAGCGACUACAGACAGACCGAGGGCGAGGGCGAGGGUGUACCGGGGACCUUGAGCACGGCUGUGUGUGAGCACCUGCGGAAGUUGUGUCUGCGCGAAUUCCCGUGUGGCAUCGGGAGCUGGAAUAAGUCACGCUUUCUUCCUCAAAAAUGUCGAGUCUGGAGGGAAUUGGUACCCAAGGAGGAGGAGACACUGGUUCCCGAGGAGGAGACUGUGGAGGCCCUGCUGGGCCUGGUGCGCAGCAACCACUCUCCUUGGGCUAUGCUGAAGGAUGCCAGCGCGGAGGACCGUUUCCUGAGGGAGCUGGCCAUCCAGAAUCCACUGAUGAUCAAAGACACUUUCUUCUACUCCUACUUCCGGUCCCUGCGGGUGGUGAACAAGGGGGUGAGUCUGGUGGAUAAAGACCUCUUGAAAUUUCUAAAGCUGGAGGAGUUGGUCCUGAGUGCCAAUAAAAUUGAGGAAAUCGAUGCCAACAAUCUGCCCCCGACAUUGAAGGUGCUGGAGCUCUAUGGCAAUUUGAUCGCCAGCAUGGAGUGUCUGUGCUCAGCCCCGCCCCCAAGGCUGCAGCACCUGGGGCUAGGCCACAACAAAUUGCUGGGCCCUUUGGAGAGUCUGUAUGUCACCUCCCACAACUGGCCCCAACUCGUCUCCCUGGACCUGGGCUUCAACAACUUGACGGACCUGCAGAACAUGAUCUUGGGACUCAGUACCCUGAGGCACCUGAGGCUCCUAGUACUGCAGGGGAACCCACUAUCUCUGGUGCCUUACUACCGUGGCUUUACCAUAGACAGCCUGGCACAUCUUUGUGUGCUGGACGACAUCACCGUGUCUCCCAAUGAGAAGCACCAGUUCCGGGGACUCAACAUUCACGGUGACCUUUUGGCACGUGAGGCCCAGUUUGUGGUGACGAUUGGAAAUGUCAGAGGGGUUCUGGACAGCUCUAUCUUGGACCCGGAGCCGGGACCUGACGGCCCUUUCAUUAGCUACAGCUAUUAUGUGACCUAUGACUUUGUGGAAGAUGAGGACAUGGAAAGAAAUGUUAGUGGGCUAGUAGAGGCAACACAUCAUGACAGCGUUCUGGAUGAGAUCGACAAGCAUUUCUCUGGCACCGAUGAGGAGGACCAACAGGAGGAUCCCUUAGACGGCCGCCACCGCCACAGAGGCCGUCAGAGGUUUCACCCAGGCUCGACGGAGGAGAUGUCCAAGGAGCUGUCUGAGUUCAUAGCGAAGGAGAUGAGUCAGAUGGCAGAAGGCUCGGUUGAAUCUGGGAUAACAGAGGUCGACUGGUCGGAGACGAGCAUUUCCAUCCACUCUGCGCCCCUGCCACAGUCAAUCGACUCUUCUGAAGAGCUGGCCAAGCUGCGGCCAAAGAUAGACAUCCAGCUCUGUCCAUCCCCAGGGACAGUCCUCUUCAACACGGUGCACAAGCCCUGGUCAGAUGUUAUUCCCUGCACCUAUGAGAUGAAGCACACCCUCAAGGAGCUGAUCCGGGUCAAGGCCUUCCUGCUGGCUGGGACUACUGUGAGCAUCGUAGAGGAGAAAAUCCUCUCCUGGCCUGUGGUACCCACUCCCGUUGAGAGUCCCUUGCCUGCCAAGAAGGGGAAAGACAACAAUAAAAAGAAAGAGCCUGCUAAGGAUAAGGUCCACAAGAAGAAAAAGGAGCCGCCCAGGGAGCUGCGGCAGGACCCCCCUGUGCUGACGGUGUUGGGCAGCGGGCUGGUGUACCUGGAGCCCUUGCUGGCCGGGGAGGCAGUGGUAUCCACUGUGUGUAAUUUCGGGGUGGUCCGAACCCUGGAGACAGACAGGCUCACACAUGCCAGGGAUUCAAAGAAGGUAAAGAAAUCUCUCAAGAAAGAUAGGUCGAAAACGGUGCCUCCAACCAUGGAAAGCGGGUACCAGCCAGAGCCACUGUCGGUGGAGGUCCAGAUCCAGCUGCACCAGUACCGCUCGGUGGAGGAAGCAUUCCUUAGCUUGAUUGACUAGCAGGGAGAAUAAAGGCUGCUCUGCAGCCGGAGCUUGA